CAGGCAAGUUCACAGUUACGGGCGAGAGAGGAGUAGAUUUGGGCUGCGGACGCACAUCAGACGCGAUCAUGAUCGUCCCGAGACUUCAGUGCUUUGUCUUCUACUUCGCCUGCAUCCUCUUUAAGAGCUGCCUGUCUUUCAAGAACGAUGCCACCGAGAUCCUUUACUCCCACGUGGAUAAAAACACCCCGGAGAACAACGCCAACAGCAGCAGCCUCAACCAAGCCCGCAACGGGGGCCGGCACCCCGGGAACGCUGCCACGGACAGGACCGGUCCUCAUCAAGUUGGCUGCAGAGAACUUAGAUCUACAAAGUAUAUUUCUGAUGGCCAGUGCACCAGUUUAAGACCUUUAAAGGAACUGGUUUGUGCCGGAGAAUGCUUACCUCUUCCAAUUCUGCCCAACUGGAUCGGGGGUGGCUAUGGUCUCAAAUACUGGAGUCGCAGAAGUUCCCAAGAGUGGAGAUGUGUUAAUGACAAGACCCGCACUCAACGUAUCCAACUUCAGUGUGAAGAUGGGACCAGCAGAACCUACAAAGUUACUGUGGUGACUUCCUGCAAAUGCAAAAGAUACACAAGGCAGCACAAUGAAUCCAACCAUAACUAUGACAUAGCUUCUCCUGCAAAGCCCAUCCACCCUCAUCAUCACUCACAAUCAAACCGAGAUAGGAAAAGACUCACCAAGAUUGCCAAGCACACCGCCAGCUAGACGAAAGGAUGCCAAGACUUUCAACUGAACUUUCUUCCAGUACAUUGAAUGUCACAGCUGACUAAGACUGCUUGUAUUCUACUUUUCCUAAAUGGAAAUAUUCACGUUGCUCAAUUUUUAAAAGAGAUCUUUGGCAUAUGGUGAACACACUCCCGUUUUCAUAUUGUUUUGAAGGACUGAAUGUUUCCAGAAAAUGUGUUUUUUUUAAAGCUAUUAUUCAGAGGAACUGAGGUGCUUAAAUGGGUUUAAACAAAUAAUGUAGUACAAUUGUAAGUCAAAAUAAUUUAUAAAGUCCCAGUUUUUUUUUCCCUGAGAAUUUUUAUUUUAUAACCAUCCCUU
Molecule: messenger RNA, 1046 nt
Organism: Spea bombifrons (plains spadefoot toad)
Lineage: Eukaryota; Metazoa; Chordata; Amphibia; Anura; Pelobatidae
Gene: SOSTDC1
Product: sclerostin domain containing 1
Exons: 2
Coding region: 69-707 (212 amino acids)
Biological process (GO): negative regulation of Wnt signaling pathway; negative regulation of BMP signaling pathway
Molecular function (GO): BMP binding
Source: RefSeq, a predicted model, not a curated record